AUGAUGCUGUGUAAUUUGAGUCAUAAAAUGAGCCAUGCUACAACAUAUUUUAUAAUUUCAGUUCACAGCAGCUUGCUAAUCGAGCCAAGGCCGACUACCUCACUGAUUGCAGUCGCUAGCGCUUCCCUCAUUACUUCUUGUAGUAGUAGUAUGCUCUUACACAUAGAUCAUGGAGUUAAGGGAGUUAGAGAAGUAGGAAUGGAAUGGUACAUGCAAAUAUGA
Blumeria graminis f. sp. triticale is the source of this 222-nucleotide messenger RNA. The record is from the annotation of a GenBank genome assembly. NCBI's taxonomy places the organism in Eukaryota, Fungi, Ascomycota, Leotiomycetes, Helotiales, Erysiphaceae.